Molecule: messenger RNA, 2629 nt
Organism: Cololabis saira (Pacific saury)
Lineage: Eukaryota; Metazoa; Chordata; Actinopteri; Beloniformes; Belonidae
Product: kelch-like protein 20
Exons: 12
Coding region: 135-2018 (627 amino acids)
Molecular function (GO): protein binding
Source: RefSeq, a predicted model, not a curated record
UGUGGAAGGCGUUACACGCUGAAACGUUGCUGCUGACUGAAACUGGUUGUAACUAACUGGGAGAGUGCGGCGGUACUAGUUCAGUCACGACUAUGUUUUACAGGACUCCCUAGCACAGGCAUAUAUACACCGAUAUGGCUGAAAUGAUUCCCGUCAGCCCGGGUUUGCUGUUGCCGUCCAUGAACGGCGUGUUCCCGGUCCAGGAGGACGCUGGUACCGCUGCUAUAGGCACUGCUGUUCCCUCGGCCUCCCAGGGCAGAGAGGACUACCUGUUUGUGGAGACCAGGCACCCCAACACGGUCCUGCAGGGCCUCAACAGCUUGCGGCUCAACAACGCCUUCUGCGACGUGACUCUGUGCUGUGGAGGGCAGGAGUUCCCCUGUCAUCGCAUCGUGCUGGCUUCUUUUAGCUCCUACUUCCAGGCUAUGUUCUCAGCUGAUCUGAUAGAGUCCAAGCAGGAGCGUGUUGCCAUCAAUGGUGUUGAACCUCAGAUGAUUGGCAUGUUGGUGAGUUACGCCUACACAUCAGUGGUCUACAUCUCCAAAGCAAAUGUACAGGCGCUGCUGGCAGCAGCCAAUCUGCUGGAUGUGAUGGCUGUGCGGGAGGCUUGCUGUUGCUUUAUGGAGCGUCAGAUGGAUGAGAUGAACUGUGUUGGGAUUCACUGCUUUGCUGAGGCCCACUCGUGUAAGGUGCUGGAAAAACGCAGCAUGGACUACAUCCUGGAGCACUUUGGCAGUGUGUGUCAACAGGAGGAGUUUUUGUCUUUGUGUGUGGACAAACUGACAGAAAUCACUGCCAGUGACCUUCUCAACGUGCCCAAAGAGGAGAUGGUUUUUGAAGCCGUCAUGUUGUGGUUGAAUAAAUGUCCGUCACGCAAGCAGAGUUUUGAAAAGGUUCUCGAGCACAUCCGCCUUCCUCUCAUAAGCCCCUACUACCUCCAUGAUGUGAUCGAGUCUUUGGAUGUGGUGAAGGAGAAUCAGGGCUGCCAGAAGCUCAUCUCUGAGGCCAAGGACUACCUGCUGCUGAAGGACCGCCGUGGAGAGCUCUACUGCCCCAGAGCGAGACCUCGCAGGUCUACGGGGGCUGCUGAACUGAUAGUGACGGUUGGCGGAGAAGAUGACAAGGUUGUGCUCCGCAGCGUUGAGAGCUUCGACCCUGUAACAAACCAGUGGAAGAAUCUGGCUUGCCUGCCCUUUGCUGUGAGCAAACACGGCCUGGUGGUGUCAGGUUCGACUCUGUAUCUAGCUGGAGGAGAGUUUCCUGAUGGCUCAGCCAGCAGAGAAAUGUGGCGCUAUGACCCCUGCUUUGACUCGUGGAUGGAGAUGGCUCCCAUGAAUGUAGCUCGCUCUGAGUUGGGCCUUGUGAUGCUGGAUGGUUUUGUCUACGCUGUUGGUGGAUGGGAGGGCCGCUCUCGUCUUGACUUGGUGGAGUGCUACAAUCCUCACACCAAUUCUUGGCAAUUCACAGAGUCAGUAAAGAUGGCUGUCACUAGUCCUGCAGUGGUGGCGCUGGAUGGCCUGCUCUAUGUUACUGGUGGUGCAGUUCUAGAGGAUGGUGAUGGGACAGAUCUCGCCCAGGUUUACAACCCUAAAACUGCAGCCUGGACAGAAGUUGCUCCGAUGCAGAUUGCUCGCUCUGGUUCAGCUGCAUGUACACUCAAAGGAAAGAUCUAUGUAAUAGGAGGUUGGCAUGCGUCAACGGAGAACACUGAUAAAGUAGAGUGUUACAAUCCCAAGACUAAUCUGUGGACCAUGUGCGCCCCCAUGAAGGAAAGACGCUACCGGCCAGGUGUUGCUGUAGUAGAUGGCAAGAUUUAUGUCUUGGGAGGAGAAGAGGGCUGGGACAGAUAUCAUGACACUAUAGAGAGGUACUGUGAUGAAACUGACACAUGGGAGAUUGUUGGGGAGAUGCCUACUAGUCGGAGCUGGCUCAGCUGUGUGUCUCUACAGCUGAGGAAGGACAUUCACAUGAACAGCUGUCCUGGUACGCCAAAUGACAGCCAAAGAAUGUUGUCAUAAGAGAGGGAUUUUGUGGUUGCAUUCGUUACUGUUCAUGGAGAUGGUGCACUACCAAGCUCAGAGCUGUGGGCCACCAGCACACCGAGGAGCCUGCAUUUGGUACAGGCCUGUUGCAGGUGACAAAAAGUGAAGGGUUCCAGUUGAUGACGUUUUAUGGAGCAAGACUCGUUCACUUGGAUUACUAUUUUUGGGGUGGCUGUUGUGAGGCCAAUAUUUACAAACGUCAUCUCAAAUUACAGUGAUCUAAAACCUAGUCUGAACUCACUCUCUGUAUGAUGUGAACAUGUUUAAAGUGUUUUGAUGUCUAAAGAUGUUCCUAGCCAACAUAGUGUAUUUUUGUAUUGUGUGACAUAUUUAUUUGGAGCGUAAUUUGUUGUCACAAUGGCCUUUUUGUACAUGUCACAAAAUCUCUGUGUAUUUGUGUGUGUGUGUGUGUGUGUGUGUCUGUGUGUGAGAGAGAGAGAAAGUGAUUGUGUGAAACUACUAAGCUCUGAAUGAUCAUCUUUACAGCCUGAUAUGUGGAAGAUAUUUUUGUAAUGUGGCGUGAGUCCUACAUUUUAGUGGAUUUAAGUACAGUUGGCUUGUAAUAAAGAUGUUAAUUCCUAACUUCA